Ectocarpus sp. CCAP 1310/34 is the source of this 825-nucleotide messenger RNA. NCBI's taxonomy places the organism in Eukaryota, Phaeophyceae, Ectocarpales, Ectocarpaceae. The record is from the annotation of a GenBank genome assembly.
AUGUGUACACACACGUUGCUGUCAUUUCACUCGUACACGGUGUCCGCGUGUGUUGCAGGUCCCACCCCGCAAGGAACGAAGGCGGGGAAGGCGUUCGCCUUGAAAGGCUCCAAGGUGCCGGGUACGAGGCGUGCGAACUCGAGGGAAAACACCACGAUCGUCUCCACCAUCGGCGCCGAUGGCCACACCCACGACCCCACCAUUUUCUACAAAGGACAGCGCAUACAACCGGAUUGGGUCGCCGACGACAACGGCAUCCCCGGUGCUAGGUACACCGUCACGGAGUCUUCCUUCAUGCACAGCGACGUCUUCCUCAGCUACCUUCGGAACCUCCGCGAACAGCUCAACGCUCGUGGCUUGCAGGGCAAAGUUGCCCUUGUGCUUGAUGGCCACGCCUCGCACACGACCUUCGAAGCCAUCUCCUUGGCGAUUUCUCUGGACAUCGACCUCUUUCAGCUGCCGUCCCACACAUCGCACAUGACCCAGCCCUUGGACGUCAGUACGUUCGGAACCUUGAAGAAGCAGAUGACCAAGGUGCUCAAUGCCUACCCGCUUCAAAACGGAGGGAGGAGUCCGGGAAAGCGUGACAUGGCUGGUGUGAUUGCGCAGGCAUGGGCCGGGAGUUUAACACCUUCGAACAACAUCUCGUCACUCAGAGGGGCGGGCCUAUGGCCGGUGGAUAUGGAGAAGGCACUCGGUCGGCUACACAGCACGAGGAAACGGUCGGCGUCUGACCGCCCGAUCCCGGAGGACCUCGCUAUCGUAACCUCCAAGGAGCAGNGGAGAAUUCGCCGCAACGGCCUGGGAAAGGUAUGCCUGUUGUAA